This is a messenger RNA of Beta vulgaris subsp. vulgaris (sugar beet), 2778 nucleotides long. RefSeq names its product root phototropism protein 3. The record is from RefSeq and is a predicted model, not a curated record. The coding region runs from base 821 to 2542 and encodes 573 amino acids. The transcript has 4 exons. Lineage: Eukaryota; Viridiplantae; Streptophyta; Magnoliopsida; Caryophyllales; Amaranthaceae. Gene Ontology annotation, molecular function: protein binding.
UUUUCCAAAUGAUCGCGUAAUAAUCAGAUUACACUAUAGUAAUUAGACUCAGAAGAUUAUUUAAAGCUCUAUUGAUAUCCAUAAUAUUUAAUAAGAGUUUGACUUGUGUUCUUCACUUAUUAUGCCAAUGAAGUAGUUAAGCCAUUAAAGUUGUUUGUUUCCUAUUGCUAUCAUCAGCCUGGAUAUUUGCAAUUUGAACCAAAACCAUGCUUAGUAUUAUGAGUAUUUCCUAAGUUUCAUAAUACUCGCUACACUUUCCAUUGUGGGAAGUUUCACAUUACUUGCUACAUUUCCUUUUUGGGCAAUAAACUCUCUUCCUUCACAUGGGGCCCUUUUCUUUUUACUCUCUACCUUUCUCUUCUCCAAAAAUUGCCUAAGAAUCCGUGAAUUGAAAAGUGUAGCGAGUAUAUGAAACGGAGGAAGUAUUAUCCAUUCUUGAUGUAUACCACCCAUUUCCACCUUUCCUUAUUAAUUUUUUCGCUAAAGUCAUCUUUUGUUUCUUUCGUCGUAUUAAUCACUCCAAGUCACAAAUCACAACCCACAAGUAUAUAAUAUAAGAUCAUAAAUUUACACAUAUCUUCUUGUUGGAUCACUUGUGCUGAACUAUCACAGAUUAGGUACUGUUUAAUGUGAAAUCGUCAUUAUUCUAGCUCUAAGGACCACUUUGUUGGUCCACUUAAUGAAGUUAGUUGAUCAAUUAUUACUUACAUGUAACGUCUUGCUCCAUUGCCUUUCUUAGCCAUUGUAUAUAAUGUGUAUGUUAUGCUCAUCAAAUUACUACACAAAAUAAAGAAUUUGGAACGCGAUUGAUCAAGUUUCAAUGAAGAAUAAAUUUCAGGUUUUUGGGCAAGAGAAAGCCACUAUGGUAGGGCGGCAAAGUUAUGACAAAAAAAGUUCAAAUUCAGGGGAAAAGCAUAACCGUUGUGUGAUUGUUCCAUCUACAACUGAUAUGAUUGCAGAAGCUAUAGAAAGAAAAGACAAUAAAUGGUUUGUUCGGACAAAAGUCCCAAGUGAUCUAAUCAUACAAGUCGACAAGAAGAGCAGCUUUCACUUGCACAUUCUCCCUAUGAUAUCAAGAAGUGCUUAUUUGAAUAGAAUUGUAUUUGAGAAGAAAAACGCUGGCAUGAAGAUGAACAACUUAAAAAUCGAACUAAACAACCUUCCUGGUGGAGCAGAGAUAUUCGAGUUGAUAGUAAAGUUCUGUUAUGGUUGGAAGAUUGAUCUAACAGCCCAUAAUGUUGCACCCUUAUACUGUGCUGCAAACUUCUUAGAAAUGGUUGAUGAUUUGGAGUUUGGAAACCUCAUUUCUAGAACAGAAACUUUCUUAAGCUUCAUCAAAUUUUCUUCCUGGAAAGAUACAUUUAAUGUUCUGAAAACCUGUGAAACAAUCUCUUCAUACGCCAGAGAUUUACAAAUCCAAACAAGGUGUUCUGAGGCAAUUGCUUGGAAAGUUUGUACAGAUCCCACAGCAAUAUCUCUUGGCAAUGAUGAAUCACAAUGCUUCAAUUUUUGGGUGGAAAAUGACACUGAUUAUUCUUAUGAGAAAAAAGUAGCAGAUAGUUGGUGGUUUGAAGAUGUUUCAUCACUUCGCAUUGAUCAUUUCAUUGAAGUGCUGGCCUUUAUUAAGAAGAAAGGAGUUAAACCAGAGGUGUUGGGAUCCUGCAUAGCCUACUGGACUGCUAAAUGGCUUUCGCGAAUCUCUUUCGGGCUUAAGAUACCAUCUCACAAAAGCAUAAAGCAUCAAGUAAGAAGGGUCAUUGUUGAGAGCUUAAUCAGGGUAAUUCCUGUGGAGGAAAACUCGGUUUCAUGCAAUUUCUUACUUCAUAUUUUAAAGCUUGGUUUGAUGAUGAAGAUUGAUUCCGGAUUAUUGUAUAAUCUGGAGAAAAGACUUGCCUCGAACUUGGAGAAAUGUCACCCAACAGACCUCUUAGUUAAGAAUUAUGGAGAAAGUGAGAUUUUGUAUGAUGUUAGCAUUGUUGCAAGGAUUGUGGAUGUUUAUGUUUCACUUUCUUCUAGAAGUUCUUCGUCGAAAAUGUUCGUAGUUGGGAGGCUGGUGGAUGGAUUUCUUGCACUAAUAGCGCGAGACAAAAAUCUUUCUGUUGAUGAUUUUAGAAUGCUUGCAGAAUCGUUGCCAAAAAAUGCCCGUUACUCUGACGACAAUCUCUACAGAGCCAUUGAUAGAUAUCUGAAGGCACACCCAAACUUGACAGAAGAAGAGAGAAAGGAGGUAUGCAGAGCCAUGGAAUACCAUAAGCUAUCACAAGAAGCACGCGAGCACGCGAUGAAGAAUGAUAGACUGCCAUUGAGCAUGACAACACAAUUUAUCCUUCUGAAGCAAGUAAAUAUGGUAAAAUCCAUGGUAAAUGAAGGUUCAAUUUAUCGAAGAACAAAAGCACAGACGAUUAUAAAGAAGCAAAAUGAAUGCUUUAAGGUUCAAAAGCAGAUGAAUGUUAUGAGACAAGAAGUUGAAAGCUUGAAGAUUGAGAUGAAUAAGUUGCAACAUUGCAGAGUAGAUAUCAAAAAGCUAGCAAGAAAGUUGUAAGUUGAAAUUUUUGGGCCAAACUUCUGUUAAGAUACUUGAUUUAUAAGGCUUGAAUCUAUAUUGUGAUGUGAACCUCCCAUCUUUUCUUUUUUUGUAUAAGAAAGUUCGUCUAAUUAAACCAGAGUCAAAAAUCCUGUUGAGUUGUACUCCACGAAAUAUUAAUGUCUAUUUCUAAUUGGAUGGAUUACUCUGAAUAGACAAAGUUUUCUAUCGGAAAUAAUUUAUGGUGGUUAUUU